AGCGGCAGCCCAAGCGCUGAGCGCCGCCGGACUACAGCCCCCGGAGCUCUGUGCGGCAGGGGACGCCUGCGCCGUCCGCACCCUGCGGCUCCGCCGUGCAUUGUGGGCAGGGAGCUCCAAAAUGGACAACCCCAGGGAUGCACCAGGCAAAGCCAGCCGGUGGUUCGGGGUGGCGCAGUCCAAGUCGGCCAAGACGAACGUGAACAUUCUUCACCAGGAGGAGUUGAUAGCGCAGAAGAAGAGAGAGAUCGAAGCGAGGCUGGAGCAGCAGGCCAGGCAGAACUCCCUCAGCAUCCAGCAGCUCCCUCUGCUCGGAGAAGAGGACGGUUCUGAGGGUGAAGGCUGUGUUUCCAACAAGUUUGUUAACGAUGGCAGUUUCCUCCAGCAGUUUCUCAAGCUGCAGAAGGAAAAGUCAAGUACUGAAACUCCUCCAAGUUCUGCCAACCACUCAACAAAUGCUUCUGCACCACAUGUGGGGAAGAAACCUUUGCUCUUUGGGAAGAGACCAGGUCAGGUCCUCAGCAGCAUGCUGCAGCAGGCCAAGAAUUACUCCCACUCCAAACAGAGCCCUGUGGUUAACCGCCUCAGUGUCUUCCAGUCACCUGAUGAGGAUGAGGAGGAAGAUUAUGAGCAGUGGUUGGAAAUUAAAGUUUUACCCCCAGAGGACCUGGAGACCCGGCAGGUGGUGGAAAAGCUGGCCAGGUUCGUGGCUGAAGGGGGCCCAGCCUUAGAGAAGCUUGCAAUGGAGGACUACAAGGAUAACCCAGCCUUUGCGUUUUUGCAUGAUAAGAACAGCAGAGAAUUCCUUUACUACAGAAAGAAAGUGGCAGAGAUAAGAAAGGAGAACCAAAGUUCUCAGACAACCUCUUCUCAGAAAGUUUCACCCCCAGAGGAUGAAGAGACAAAGAGCUCUGCUGAGACACUGGCCAGGUUCAUAGCAGAUGGGGGGCCCGAGAUGGAAGCUAUUGCCUUGCAGAAUGCCAGAGAGAACCCAGCUUUCAGGUUUUUGUGUGAACCCAACAGCAAAGGCUACAAAUACUACAGGCAGAAGCUGGAGGAGUUCCGGAAGGCCAAAAGCAGCUCCGUGUGUGCCUCUCUGCCUGGCCCAGAGCCCAGCCUGAAGAGGAAGAGCAGCCCUGAAGCCUCCCCCUCGCCUCUCCGGGCAGCAUCUUUGCCCCUUCCCUCACCUGUACCUUUGCCCCUGCCCAUUCCCUCACCUUUGGCCAUUCCCUCGCCCUUGCCUGCUCCCCCAGCCUUGCCCUUGCCCUCGCCUUCAUCAUCCUCUACAACCCCCUCUGAGCAAACAGCUGCCACUGCUGCUGCCACAGCAACCACAGCCACUGCUGCUGGCACCACUAAAAAGAAGAGGAAGAGCAGGUGGGGGCCAGAGGAGGACAAGGUGGAGCUGCCCCUCCCUCAGCUUGUCCAGCAGCUGGAUUCUCCCUCCCCUCUUUCAGUUCAGGACCUGAAGGGUCUUGGUUAUGAAAAAGGGAAGCCAGUCGGCCUGGUGGGGGUGACAGAGCUCUCUGAUGCCCAGAAGAAGCAGCUGAAGGAGCAGCAGGAGAUGCAGCAGAUGUAUGAUAUGAUCAUGAAGCACAAGAGAGCCAUGCAGGAGGUGCAGGUGAUGUGGGAAAAGGCCAUCCAGCAGCAUGAGCAUGGCUAUGACAGCGACGAGGAGGUGGACAGCGAGCUGGGCACCUGGGAGCACCAGCUGCGGCGCAUGGAGAUGGACAAGACACGAGAGUGGGCUGAGCAGCUGACCCAGAUGGGCAGAGGGAAACACUUCAUUGGAGACUUUCUUCCACCUGAUGAGCUGGAGAAGUUCAUGGAGACCUUCAAGGCGCUGAAGGAAGGACGUGAGCCAGACUACUCUGAGUACAAAGAGUUCAAACUGACUGUGGAGAACAUUGGUUACCAGAUGCUGAUGAAGAUGGGCUGGAAAGAAGGCGAAGGGCUUGGCUCAGAUGGGCAGGGGAUUAAGAACCCUGUCAGCAAAGGAACCACAGCUGUGGAUGGAGCUGGCUUUGGCAUCGACCGCCCUGCCGAGCUGACCAAGGAGGAUGAUGAGUACGAAGCCUUCCGCAAGCGCAUGAUGCUGGCAUACCGCUUCCGACCCAACCCCCUGAACAACCCGAGGAGACCUUACUACUGAGGCUGCAGAGGGGAAGACAAAGAAAAGAAGAAGUCUUUUUCAAACCAAUUGUCCUUUUCCUGAGAGAUGUUCCCAAGCUGCAUCACCAUUCUCUUUAUUUCCUCAUCUUGACAACCUUCUGGAAGCCACAAGGAGCAUCUCCCACCCGGGAGGAAGGCCCCCAACCCCCCACCACCACCUCACAGCACACUCCAAUGGCACAACAAACCUGUCCUGGCAAAGCCUGAGUGAUGCUCAGAGAAUGAGAAGAGGAGAUCCUGACACAGUGCCAGUGCAAAGACAGCACCAAAGACACCAACAGGGGACAGUUCAGGGCCUUCAUUUGGCUUCAGCUCAGUGCCAUCCUCUGAGGAAUUCCUGAGUUCUUUUUGGGGUGAGGUUUUUUUUUUGCCCAGCAGCAGAUCCUCUGCUGAGAUUUUUGUUUUCCCUCCCCCUCCCCUCAAUUUGUGCUGCUCUGGGCUUUGGUUGGGGUUGGUUUUUGUGACAAACACAGCAAAGGACUGGCUCAGCCCCAGCUUUUUGGGGCCUGUUGCUCGGUCAGGCUCUUGGUUGCUCCCUCAAGAACUGAGUUCUGCAGCUGGUGUGAAGCCACAAGUGAAGUCUGACCUGCACCAGUGCCUCCUGCUUUGACCUCUGCCCUGGGAAAGGAGUUGUGGAUCAGGUUGGAGCGUGGCUGAGGGGCACAGGAAGCUUCCUUCACCUUCAGGGGCAGCAGCCUCUUGCUUUCCUGAACACUAAACUCACCCUCAGCUUCCCAGGGAAGCAGGAGCCUUGCUCACGACUUUGUGGCUGGGGGGUGAGGAAGGGCCAAGGCCUUCAGCACAGCUUAGCAAAGGCCAUUUGGGUUUUGUUGUCAGGAGAAGCUCUCUACAGGCACCAAUUUUCAUCCUGCAGUCUGUAAAUACAUUAAAAGUCAUUUCCUUA
This is a messenger RNA of Pogoniulus pusillus (Red-fronted tinkerbird), 3076 nucleotides long. It is a transcript of the gene SUGP1, whose product is annotated as SURP and G-patch domain containing 1. Bases 122 to 2152 code for a protein of 676 amino acids. The transcript has 14 exons. Gene Ontology annotation, molecular function: RNA binding. NCBI's taxonomy places the organism in Eukaryota, Metazoa, Chordata, Aves, Piciformes, Lybiidae. The record is from RefSeq and is a predicted model, not a curated record. Gene Ontology annotation, biological process: RNA processing. Gene Ontology annotation, cellular component: nucleoplasm.